Messenger RNA from Purpureocillium takamizusanense, 1940 nucleotides. RefSeq names its product Mitochondrial oxaloacetate carrier protein, variant 2 (gene OAC1). The record is from RefSeq and is a predicted model, not a curated record. The coding region runs from base 771 to 1604 and encodes 277 amino acids. NCBI's taxonomy places the organism in Eukaryota, Fungi, Ascomycota, Sordariomycetes, Hypocreales, Ophiocordycipitaceae. The transcript is spliced from 2 exons.
ACACAUCGCGCCGACUGAAACUCGACAAAGCAUCACCGCUGACGCCAGGCUGUGUCCUCCUACCCAACCCAUCUCAUCCGUCCGCUCGCCGCUCCCAGGCCCUCAAGCCUCUCGCCCUUCCGCGACGGAUACCUACAUCAACAUCGAAACGGCCGAGCCCGUUGUUGGCUGGUGACCCGGGCCUCAGCCCCUCCACCGCCGGGUAUCGCGGAAACGCCAGGUCAGAUUUGCCCAACUCCCGGCCGUUGCGCGCACACAGCGAGGCGGCGCACGCUGCCUGAUUCCAAACCGGGGGCGACAAGCUCGCACCAACAGCCUGUGCUGACACAGUCGCGGGUGUCUUGCAGGCAGUACAAUCAAUUGCCAGUUACUCCGCCUUCGAAACAUCGAUUUCGGUCACCGACAAUCUUCUCCCCUGUCCCUCCAAAAUUGUCCGAUUGCCUUCAUACGCGCAGACGUCGCCGACUUCAUCCUUUCUCUGCGAAACACGCACAUCUCUGUGGCCCGCUCUGCCCGUCUCCUGUUGCGCAGAAGUGCCAUGUCGACGACGCUGGGGUGAGACAAGCAGAUUGAACCCCGAAACAACUCUCUGCCAGUAGCUAACCGAACGUCUCUCUCUCGUGCUGCAGCGCCUUCGUCGCCGGCGGCAUCGCGGCCUGCGGCGCCGUGACGGCCACUCACCCAUUCGAAACCGUCAAGAUUCGGUAAUUGUGCCCUGCUACUCCUUGACGCAAGAGGGCGACGAACUCUAACCCGUGCUCCCGUGCAGCAUGCAAUUACAAGGCGAGCUCCAGUCCAAGGGCCACCAACCGCAUCACUACCGCGGCCCGAUACACGGCGUCGGCGUCAUCGUCAAGCAUGAGGGCGUGCGGGGCAUAUACCGAGGCCUGGGAUGCGCCUACAUCUACCAGGUGCUCCUCAACGGCUGCCGCUUGGGCUUCUACGACCCCCUGCGCAAGGGAAUCUCGUCCGUCUUCCUCAGCAACGAGAACGCGCAGAAUCUCGCCGUCAAUAUGUUCUGCGGCGCCUUCUCCGGCAUCAUCGGCGCCGCCGCCGGCAGCCCCUUCUUCCUCGUCAAGACCCGCCUCCAGAGCUACUCGCCCUUCCGACCCGUCGGCACGCAGCACCAGUACCGGAAUGCCAUCGACGGCCUGUCGCAGAUUUAUCGCGCCGAGGGUGUGCGCGGCCUGUACCGCGGCGUCGGCGCCGCCAUGAUCAGGACAGGCUUCGGCAGCUCGGUCCAGCUGCCGACCUACUUCUUCGCCAAGCGCCGUCUGGUCCGCCACGCUGGUAUGGAGGAGGGCCCGGCCCUGCACCUCGCGAGCAGCACCGUCAGCGGCUUCGUCGUCUGCUGCUUCAUGCACCCGCCGGACACAAUCAUGUCCCGCCUGUACAACCAGAACGGCAACCUGUACAAGGGCGUCUUCGACUGCCUGGGCAAGACGAUCCGCACCGAGGGCUUUUUCGCCAUCUACAAGGGCUUCCUGCCGCACCUCGCCCGGAUAUUGCCGCACACGAUCCUGACGCUGUCGCUCGCCGAGCAGACCAACAAGCUCAUGCGAAAGUUUGAGGGACGCGUCCUGCCGAUGCUUGACAAGGCGUAGGGCAACGGACGCCCUUUUUCUAUUAUUCCAUGCGUCCCAGAAGUUUUCUGCAUGUAUCCCGGCGUGGCGCCUUAGGGGGGUUUGAGAGAGAGUGAGAGAAGGGUUUUGGUGGCUUAGACAAAGGGUGUUUCUCUGCAAAUCCACAUGGCUCGGGGAGAGAGAGCCAGGGGAGCAAGGGGACUACAAAGGCAGGUGACCGCAUCAUCAUCAUCAUCACUGGGAGUUGUUGGCAGCCUUUUUCAGGCAGACUUUGUUUACUAGACUUUUUUAUUUGUUUUGGCUUCGUUCCCCUUGGCCCGUUCAAGGGGGUUUGAAUCUACCACUUACUACCCAUGG